Molecule: messenger RNA, 702 nt
Organism: Rangifer tarandus platyrhynchus (Svalbard reindeer)
Lineage: Eukaryota; Metazoa; Chordata; Mammalia; Artiodactyla; Cervidae
Source: the annotation of a GenBank genome assembly
AUGGCGGCCAAACCGAAGCUCUGGUACUUCCGUGGCCGAGGCAGGAUGGAGUCUAUCCGCUGGCUGCUGGCUGCAGCUGGUGUGGAGUUUGAAGAAGAAUUUCUUGAAACAAGGGAACAAUAUGAGAAGUUGCAGAAGGACGGACGCCUGCUUUUCGGCCAGGUGCCUCUGGUUGAAAUUGAUGGAAUGGAGCUGACACAGACAAGAGCCAUCCUCAGCUACCUUGCUACCAAGUACAACUUGCAUGGGAAGGACCCGAAGGAGACAGGCUUCUCUUGGAUUGAGAGUUCCUGCUGUUUUGUCAGGAUCGACAUGUACGCCGAGGACACCCUGGACCUCAUGAUGAUGGUGGUGGUGGCUGCGUUCAAACCCCCGGAGGAAAAAGAGGAAAGCCUGGCUUCAGUCGUGAAGAAAGCCAAAACCCAGCACUUCCCGGUCUUUGAAAAGAUUUUGAAAGACCACGGAGAGGAUUUUCUCGUUGGCAACAAAUUCAGCUGGGCAGACAUACAGCUCCUGGAAGCUAUUUUAAUGGUGGAAGAACUUGAUGCUUCUGUUCUUUCCGACUUCCCUCUGCUAAAGGAAUUUAAGACAAGAACCAACAACAUUCCUACCAUUAAGAAGUUUCUGCAGCCUGGGAGUCAGAGGAAGCUGCCCCCGGAUAACCACUAUGUUAAGGUUGUCAGGAAUGUCUUGCAGUUCUAA